Talpa occidentalis (Iberian mole) is the source of this 1363-nucleotide messenger RNA. It is a transcript of the gene EOLA2, whose product is annotated as endothelium and lymphocyte associated ASCH domain 2. The transcript is spliced from 3 exons. The coding region runs from base 63 to 638 and encodes 191 amino acids. The record is from RefSeq and is a predicted model, not a curated record. Lineage: Eukaryota; Metazoa; Chordata; Mammalia; Eulipotyphla; Talpidae.
CGGUGGGGGUACGCCCCGCCCGCGCCGCGCCAGGCCACGUGAGGCCCCCCGGAGCCGCGGGGAUGAAGUUCCACUGCCUGUCCUUCCGGCAGCCCUACGCGGGCUUCGUCCUCAAUGGGGUCAAGACCCUGGAGACGCGCUGGCGUCCCCUGCUGAGCGGCCAUGAGAACGGUACCAUCGCCAUCCACAUUGCCCGCAGGGACUGGGCAGACGCUGCCUGGAGGGAGCUGCUGCUGGAGAGGCUGGGGAUGACCCCCGCUCAGGUGCAGGACUUGCUUCGGGAAGGAGACAAGUUUGGCCGCGGAGUCAUAGCUGGGCUCGUCGAUGUCGGGGAGACUUGGCUGUGCCCAGAAAACUUGGCUCCCCCUGAGCUGCGGGAGCUGGAGAGUCAGGCCGUCCUGAGCGGCCUGGGGCAGAAGUACCUGACGGCGCUUUCCAACCCCCGUUGGUUGCUGGAGCCCAUCCCGAGGCCCGGCGGGAAGGGCGUCUUCCAGGUGGACAUCCCCGAGCACCUGGUCCCUGCUGGCCGCCGGGGUGGGAGGCCUGAGGAGAGGGCUCCUGAGAGGAAGCGACAGAGACUCAGCUGUCAAGCUGUCUCCAUCAAGCGACAGAGACCCAGCCACCCGCCGUCGUUCUGAACCGUCUCCCGGCUGCAGAGAGCGCCCCGAGUGCUGGUCACGAGCCCAGCCCUGCACGGGGAGCAGGGCAGGGGACUGGGGAGCGGGCCCCCGGGUGAGCACCUUCCUGCGUCGUUGCCUGAGCUUCCCGGCCUGGGGCCUUUAGGAAGAGGCAGGACCAGUCCUCGUCCGGGUGUGGCCAGCAACUCUGGUCCCCGUCUCCGGGUGGUACCGACAGAGGCGUCUGGGAGAACUCCCAGGACCUCCGAGCGGCGGCAGAGGACCUGGCGGAGAGACUGGCAGCGCCGCUGAGCCAGGGCCUGAGGGACGGCCUGCAUGGCCUCCUUCCUGAUGGACAGGACGUCAGCUUGGAGCCAGAGCCCCCCUCCGUCCUCCUGACGCCGCUGUCGUCGGUGUGCCCUGCUUCCCGAAGCCUGAGUGUUCAGUGGGUCACACAGCAGCUUCCCGUCCGCGGGCAGGCCCCUCAGUACAUCCCUGAGGUCCUUCCGGAGCCCGGUUUCUCCUGGUGCCGCCUCUGAGCACGAUGGGCUUUCCCCCAGAUGUUGCUGGUAGGGCUUUGCCCCAGAUGUUGCCGUCUUCCGGGCAGGCGCAGUGGGCCUGCCUCCCACGCAGAAGGGAGACGCCACUUGGAGGCCGGCCUGCUCGCCAGCCCCUGGGUCUGGGGCUCGGGGUUCUGGACACCGCGGGGUGGCAAGUUCCUGGUAUCCUGUCCGCUCCACCCCCCC